Ipomoea triloba (trilobed morning glory) is the source of this 2593-nucleotide messenger RNA. RefSeq names its product receptor-like serine/threonine-protein kinase NCRK. NCBI's taxonomy places the organism in Eukaryota, Viridiplantae, Streptophyta, Magnoliopsida, Solanales, Convolvulaceae. Gene Ontology annotation, biological process: protein phosphorylation. The transcript has 10 exons. Bases 505 to 2412 code for a protein of 635 amino acids. The record is from RefSeq and is a predicted model, not a curated record. Gene Ontology annotation, molecular function: protein kinase activity; ATP binding.
UAGUUAUUAUAUAUAUCAGUAAAUCUUUAGUUUAUUCCAGAAACGUUCUUUCUUCUAAUCUUGAUCAUAAUGAAGAAGCACUUUGUCUGUUUCAUUGAAUAUAUAUGUUGAUCAUAAUAAUAAUAUUCUUGGCAUGAAUGAAGCAGGGAAUAUUUUAAUGCGUUAUUUUAUUGGAUUACUCUCUACUUUGAUGCUUGAUUGGUUUGCUUUCACAAAGUUUCAUUGGUGGACCUUUCCACUUAUUACUACACAUUUUAAAACAAAUCUGCUUUUUUUUUUCUCAUCAUUUUCUGUUAGCUGCCUUGUCUGUUGUCUGCAUUUCAUUUUUAGCCUUCCUUCUACACUCAACUUGACAUAUCUGCUUAUAGGCAAAUCUGGGCAUGUUCUCAGUGCUUAGACUUUGAGGUUUGUUGGUACGAGAUUUUUUUUUUUGUUUUUUUGAGUGACGAGGGAAGUUCAUAGCCACUACCUACUCGAGGAUUUGCACAGGAUAAACCCUGCCUUAUGAUCUUAAUCAUCAAAAGACCACAGGGAGGUAAACCAGCUGAGGUUGUUCAUAACUUACCGGCUCAAAACAAGAAAGCCAAUAAGCCGUUCCUGCUGGGAGUUGAACUUGUAAUCAUGUGGUUACCUAGUCAACAAUCUGACCCCUUGAUGAUGAGGUUUUCCAUGCCAAAUGUCCUCGUUUUCCUGAUCUGUGCAGCAUGGACACUGCAAAUUCGUGGUGAGGGGCCUUAUAAUCCAUCCGAGACAAAUAAGUGGGAAUGCGCCUGUUUCAAUGAUUCGAGACGUAUGAUCCCUGCCAAUUGUUCUUCGUCCUGUGAUUGCAAUCUCGAAGGGUUUAGUGAAAGCAGAUGGAUGUGUGUAUGUCCUGCAGACCGCUUGCCUUUAGUCGCUGCUGAUGAACGUAACGAUGUUGGCUGUUUCACUUCCUGCACUUGCCGUUAUGGGGCUGUGAGUGAAAUGCACUCUCCAAAUAAGUGGAUUUUCAGCAAAGGCGUUUUCGUUGCCCUCUUGCUUUGUUCCGUUCUUGCAACUCUUGCUUCUGUUGCUCUGAUGUUGUUCUAUAUCCACCGAAGGAAUAAAUACUCCAUCGAUCCCCCUAAGUUUUCGUCCGAACAAGAAACGAGUUUUGGUUGUCUGUUUAGUGUUCCAAGGCUGUUCAGAAGCAAAGUGGGAACAUCAUAUGGAACAAUCACGCGGUUUUCAUACCUCGAACUAGAGACUGCAACGGGUAAGUUCUCGUGUUCCAAUCUGAUUGGAGUUGGAGGGAGCAGCUGCGUUUACCGGGGCGAGCUGAAGGAUGGAAGAGCUGUUGCAGUUAAGAAAAUAAAAGGCGAGGAGGGAGAACCGGACAGAGAAUCCUCGUUCUUGUCAGAGAUAGAACUGAUAUCAAGGCUGCAUCACUGUCAUGUGGUGCCAUUGCUGGGCUACUGCUCAGAACGCCACGGGAAACGCUCUCUCAGGCUGCUUGUAUUCGAGUACAUGCCUAAUGGAAGUCUACGAGACUGCCUGGAUGGAGCUUCGGGGAGACGUUUGGAGUGGAAUGCUCGGGUUGCAAUCGCCCUUGGAGCUGCUCGGGGGCUGGAGUAUCUACACGAGGCGGCAGCGCCAAGGAUUUUGCACCGGGAUGUCAAGUCCACAAAUAUUUUACUGGAUGGGAAUUGGAGAGCCAAGAUUACUGACCUUGGCAUGGCUAAAUGCCUGCAAAAUGAUGGAGUGCUCAGCUGUCCCAGUUCUCCAGCUAGAAUGCAUGGGACCUUCGGUUAUAUUGCACCAGAGUAUGCGAUUGGCGAAAGAGCCUCUUUGAAGUCUGAUGUCUUCAGUUUUGGCGUUGUACUUCUUGAACUGAUUACCGGUCGGCCGCCCAUUCAGAAAUCAGCAGACAAAAGAGAGGAGAGCCUUGUGAUAUGGGUAGCACCUCAUUUGCAAGAUAGUCAGCAAGUGAGUUCAGGUUUUGCAGACCCAAAUUUGCAAGGGGAGUUUGAGGAAGAUGAGAUGCAGGUUAUGGCAUUCUUGGCAAGAGAGUGCCUGCUCUUGGAUCCUCAUUCUAGGCCAAGCAUGAGUGAGAUUGUUCAGCUUCUCUCAACUAUUGCACCACAUCAAAAAUCCAAGAGGAAGAAUUUUCUGGGAAAUAGCUUUAAGAGCUCAUUCAUCCAUGAUGUUGGAAAUGAUGGAAGAAUGGAAGCUGAGGAGAUAAAGCAAAUCACAUCCCAUAUUGAGCCACCUUGCAGCAGCCAUGAUCACUAUGGUCAAAUCACUGAGAAAGUUGAUGCUGUAGAUUUCUCUAAGUGUGCAGAAAGAAUGAUUCUUCUCACUUCUAGUGCAAGGAGUUGGCAUUCUCAAGAAGAUGAUGAGGUUGUGGACUUAACUGAACCCAGGUUUGAAUCCUUCAAUAUGCUAAACAGGUAACCUCAUAGAGGCAAAUAAACACAUUGUUUUGCUCAUAGAGGUUGGCUUUAGCAUUCAAUAGUCGUAGGUUCGAUUCCCAUGAAAAGAAUAUAUCUAUGAUGUCAAAGUAUUGUAUCAUCCUUCCAUGUGUAAAGGUAUCAUAUCAUAAAAUAAUAAAAUAAGACAAUAUUCAGGGUGUGUU